Messenger RNA from Eleginops maclovinus (Patagonian blennie), 3030 nucleotides. RefSeq names its product fin bud initiation factor b (gene fibinb). The record is from RefSeq and is a predicted model, not a curated record. The coding region runs from base 387 to 1004 and encodes 205 amino acids. NCBI's taxonomy places the organism in Eukaryota, Metazoa, Chordata, Actinopteri, Perciformes, Eleginopidae. The transcript has a single exon.
AGCGCGGCACUUGAGACAUCCAGAUGUUGCGUUUGAGGCACCCAGUGAAGUCGGGAGCAGGCUACAACUGUUUCCCUGCUGAAACAAACUUUCAUACAUUGCUUUUCCUGCUCAUUACGAAAGAUGGAAGCUGGUAGGCCCGAGUAAAAGCAGGGAAGUGAGGCUUUUUACACGUUUUCACGCCACUGGACAAAGGGGAUAUUGAGGAGGACGUGAAAACUACAACAAAGCCGCAACUUAACUGCGCAGUUUGGAGGUUUAAACCUGAUUGAAAUGUUUGCGUUUCUACGCCGGGCUGGAGUUAAAUAGUCCUGUAAACUGACACUGCCCCUGAAAUAACGUUUAAUAUUUCCUAUUUGUAAACGUGUUUAAGACAAGUGGGCAUCAUGGCUUUACUUCACUUGCUCCUGUGUGUCGGGACGUUUUCAAUGUGUAGAGCCUUUUUCACCGGACCGCUACAGCCGGAGAUGUCUAACGGGACUUUUCAUCACUAUUUCGUGCCGGACGGAGACUACGAGGACAAUGACGACCCAGAGAAAUGCCAAAUGCUUUUCAAGAUGACCGACGAGCGAAAGUGCAGUCUCGGAGAGGACCAGGACUCUGUCAUACGGGAUGAUUUCACCAUCAUCAAGAGGCAGAUUGAGGACUCGGCCCGGGUGCUGGAGGGGAUCGGGAAAAGCAUCUCGUACGACCUGGACGGAGAGGACAGCUACGGGAAGUACCUGCGGAGGGAGACUGCUCAGAUAAGCGAGGCAUUCACCAACUCGGAGAAAUCUCUGCUUGAGCUGGAGGUGAAAUUCAAGCAGAGCCAAGAGAGUGAGUUAAAGGAAGAGCACAGGCUCAAUGACGACUUUCUGAACAUGGUAGUUCACACACGGGACGUCCUGAAGGGCACGCUGGACAUUUCUCAGGGACUGAAGGACAAGCACGAGCUCCUGUCUCUGAUCAUCCGCAGCCACGGCACGAGGCUGAGCAGACUGAAGAACGAAUAUAUGAAGUUCUGAGGGAAAGUAGUUCCUAUACAUCUCAUUACAGUACUAUUAUAUGACCAUGAGACUGGGUGAAAAAAUGAGCAUCAUAUCAGGGAUAAAACAAAGCUUUAACGGCCUGUUCACCUAAUUAACAAAAACAAAACUAAUAUUCUCAUCUAAUUCUAGAGUAGCGGUUCCAUAGUUGGCUUUCCUUAAAUGUGUUUAAAGAUGGGUCUACAUGUCAAAGGUCACAAUAUCAUAAUAAGGAAAUAAGAAAAACAAAUGAUGUUAUAUUUAAAAUAUUCCUCCUUUUUUGCUGAAAAAUAUCCGAAUCAAGCUGUCUGAUCGCUUUUAACAAUCAAGUUGAAGGCAAGGUGUUCACUGUUCACAUCUCUUACCUGUGAUGAGAGGUUGCAGACACACUGCUUCUCUUUAAAGGUUCUGAAACCGAAAUAUAGUAGGCUAUAUGUAACCAUGCAGAUAGUUUUGGUUUAAAUUGUCCAGGUGAUAUUUGUCUCCAAAACUGGAUUACCAAACAAAGCAUACUGCGCCAUAACCCAUAACCUGGAAAAGGCCCCCGUCAUAUUCACUGCUUGUCAAUUGUGUUUCUUGGUCAUUUGUUUUUCUGUUGUAUUAUAAGUAUGUUCCAAAUGUAUGAUACUAAAGAACAAUAUAAACCAUGAUCAAUCCUACAAUAUUACCUAAACUCAUGGACCUGUUUUGUUAAGGCAGCAUGUGUCUGAAUCUGUUAAGUAUCCGUUCAUUUUUUUGAGUUUAUACUGUGCUCGUGUGGUGCAUAUUCCUAAAUGAAGUUGUGCUUCAAAUAAUAAAUAUGUAACAUUGUGGGAGAAACAGUAUUCCAAUCCAUUCCUUGCAGAAAAUCUGGGAUAGGCUUACAUAUAUAUAUUUUUUUUAAAACGGGCAUCUGAAACCAAAAACUGUAUCUCAUGUGAAAAAUUAAUUUAUAUAUGAGUUUAUAUAAAGGGAAUAAGGAGUGGGCUAUAUUGAUAAGUUCUUCUAUAGCAGUACAAUGCAUUUUAUACAACAAUAUUGUGAUAAAUGUUCUAGAAAAAGCCAAGUUAAAAAGUAUACAUGGAUUUAAUGACCAGAUAUUAAUGACUGGUUUUGCGUUCUCUACAAACUUAAUUCCUGACGAAUCAAAGUUCAGCAUUUAGAUGCAACAGGUCAGUGAUUUUUAAUCGACCCCAAACUAAUACAGUGCUACAAAGGCAUAAAAAGUAUAUUUUGAUAUAAUAAAUAUCCUCUAACUGUGUAAAUUGCCAUACUGCUCACUCCAAUAGUGACUAUCAAAAAAGGUCAAGAACUAUCAACUUUCAAAACAGUAUCAGGAAGAGUUUUCCAAGACUCAUUCAGUGACCAAAGAAAAACUUGAGUGAGGGGUGGAUUUUUGAGAGAUCCAUUUGAGGAUUAAGUCAAAUAAAUGUUGGACAUGAUGGACAGCUCAUUUGUAAGUAUCCACAUUUAAAAAAUAUUCACUAAAGAUAUAUUGGUUUUGGAUAACACAUGGACAGAGCUGUAAAGCGAAGCGGGGGAGGGCAUGAUGUAGUAGGCUGUUUGAAUGCUCCUAACUUGAACAGUCAUUAUUGUCCUCUUCUUCUACGCUCCAGAUUAUGAAUAUUGAAUAAUGUUUACAUAUGGAAACCUAACUUUUGCUUUUUAGGCUAGCAAACUUUGCACAAUUCUUUAACUGUUCCGAUGCUUAAGGUUGUGACAUGGUUUAAAAUGCAUUUACUGUACUGUUCUGCGAAGGCUGUAUAAUCCUGGAAAAUGUACAGUGUGAUAUUGGAAGUACAGUAAGUAUAUACUGUGAGUGCUAACUUUUUGUUGCGAAACAACUUAAUGUGUAUUCAUUUUUUUAUACAAAGUUACAAAUUGAGCUGCAUAUAUCUAUAUAUUUUAAGAUAUGUAGUGAGAGCUUAUACAUGACGGAAAAAGACUGCAGGCAGCACUUGUGGAAUUCAAUGGUAAAAACAAUCAUUGUGACAUUAUUUUGAAUGGAUUGUGUUGUGUAUUCAUAAAUAAAAAGUUGGUGUUAAAA